GGGUUCGAUCCCCUGUACAUCCAAAAAAAAAAAAACCAGAAAGGAAAAAGAAACGGCCUGGACGGUCACUAGCCAAACUCCACAGCAUCUACACCAGGAGAAACGGGUCAGAGGGUCAGCGGGGGAGACAGCUGAUAGAAUCAGAUCUCUGUGGAUCGCAGGGCCUGACAGGACAGGGAGGGGCCCUUCCUUAUCUCCUGGCCCCAAUCUGUCCCCAGUCAGAUCACCAAGGCCCUGACAAAUCCCCAAUGCGUCCCCUGUGGCCUUCUUGCGGUUAAUGAGUCUGCUUCCUUGGGAGGCUGCUGGCGGCAGGGGGUCAGGGGGUGCUCAGCCCUCCCCUGGGCCUGUCUGCUGCUGGCCCCACCUGGGCACCGAUGAGAUGGCAGCCAGGAAGGAACCAGGUCAUCUACCCGGUGUGGCUUCCUCCCUCGCUCUCUCGGCUCUGGCUUCAGACAGUUUCCCCAAUUCCCCGGCAGGCAGCCGGCAUCUCCUGCUCGCCCACCCUCCUGCCAAGGAAGCUUCAGGAGGCCCGGGAGGAGGAGGAGGAUGGGUGCCCGUGCACAGGCUGCCUGGGCGGGCCGCCCGGGGGCAGCAGGGCUCUGCAAAUCCGGACACUUCCUCUCCGGGAGCUUGUGACCUGGAAGGAAGCGGCGUGAGACGCGAGCUAGGCCUCCGGGGAGGUGCAGAGGAGGGGCAGACACAGCGGUGCCCAGAGCCGGGGGCCCAGCCGGCGGCCAGGGAGGAGACUGGGGGUGGCAGAGGCCCAAAGACCAGUGAGCCGGAGGCCAACACAGAUGGAAGGACCCCGCUCCCACCAGCAGGUGUUCGGGUCCAAGAUCACACAGAUUCCCAGAUAAGGCCCUUUAACCGUCUCUGAGGACCGACGGCCCCCCAGGAUCCUCGGAAAGGGCGGAGCGAGGCGAGCCCUGCGCCCCUCGGCCAGCGUCCCGGCGACCCCCGUGAGUGCCCCUGGCGUGGACCGCUCCGACCUGGCGAACCCCCCCCCGCGCACUCCCAAGUGGACCGCUCCGGUCCGGAGACCCCCGCGGGCGCCCCCGAGUGGACCGCUCCGGCCCGACGCCCCCCGCGCGCCCUCGGCCCCUGCGCGCCCGGACGAGCCCACUGCGCCGCGGCGGGGGGAGCCGGCCGGCCCAUUCAAACCAAGGGGAGCGCCGCAGGGCCGAACAGUUACCUGCCGCCGCUCCGCUCUCCACCGCCCAGGCCGCCUCGGCCGUCACGGCCCCCGCCUCGGAGCUCUCCGCCUCGUCCGGCACCUCCAGCUCCAUGGCCGAGCGUCCCGGCGGCGGCGGCGGGCCCGAGGCUGCACCCGAGCUCGGCCGCCGCCGCUGAACAACAAGCGCUGCCGGCCCAGUGCGAAGGGAGGGGCCGAGCUCGGGGGCGGGGAGGGAGGCGGGGACAUCUGUGACGUGCAUCGCGCAGCCAAUAGGGGCUAGGGGCCGUGGUCUACUGUCGGCGCGACCCAGGUAGGCCGAGAGCGCCCCCUCUUGUCCAGAGACGGAGAGGCGUCGCGGCGGGUUCCAGUAAGUGACUGUCAGGAGUGAAACGCGUUUCCACCGCCCACCGAAGGACAGGCUCAACUACCUCCAUUAUACACCGUGAAUGUGCGUGUGUUAGCUUCUCCAUACUAUUCAUUAGUUGUAUUAACACGUUUUACUCUUAAAAAUAUGUAUACUGGGGCUGGGGAUUUAGCUUAGCAGCAUAAGCGCCUGCCUUGCAAGCCUGUGGAUGUGAGUUCGAUCCCUGGUACCGGUAAAAAAAAAAAAAAAAAAAAAAAAAAAUAUGUAUACUAUUUUUAUUUUAUUACAUGUUAAUGUUUACAUAAAUGCCCAGAUUCAUACAAAAAUAAUACGAAAAAUAGAGAUAGGCUGGAAGUGGGGGCACACUCCUGUAAUCCCAGCACUCAGGAGGCUGAGACAGGAAACCGGGUGGGCUACACAGUGAGUUCAAGGCCAGCCUGGACUAUGCAGCAAGGCCUGUCUCAAAAAGACAAUAAAAGAAAAGAUAAAGAUAAA
Molecule: messenger RNA, 2033 nt
Organism: Cavia porcellus (domestic guinea pig)
Lineage: Eukaryota; Metazoa; Chordata; Mammalia; Rodentia; Caviidae
Product: collagen alpha-1(I) chain-like
Exons: 2
Coding region: 278-877 (199 amino acids)
Source: RefSeq, a predicted model, not a curated record